AUGGGGGAAAAACAAGUGGUUCUGUCUGACGAGGCAGCGGCGAAGGAGCUGUUCGUCAGGAGGGGAAAUAAGUACUCGGAUCGCGGAGCUCCCCAUGCUGUGGAAUACAUAUCGAUGAACCAAAAUCCCGGCUUUCGACCCAAGGACGAGGGAUGGCGUCGCCAGAGGAGCAUGAUACAAAACGCCGUCUCCAUCACGUCCAUUAAAAAGUACCAAAGCAUGAUGGACGAUGAGGCGACUUUUACUCUUUACGCUCUCCUGAAAUCCCCGUCGUCAUUUCACGAUGAGUUCCUGCGAUAUUCUUAUUCCGUCCUUACUAGCUCCAUGCUGGGGUUCUCGAUCCGCUCAGCUGAUGAUCCCUUUCUCCACCACAAUGAGGAAUUCACCGCCGAAAUUAUGAAAUCCUUCCGUCCAGACUGCUUCCCGAGUAAUGUGUUCCCGUUCUUGAGGCGGAUGCCUCUCUGGCUGAUCCCCAGCUUGAGAAAGAUGGAGAGUCUAAGAAAGGAGUACGUGGGUCAGAUGUGGUCGCUCAGAAGAAAGAUCGAGAAGAGCGUCGAGGACAGGUCGGCAAGAGAAUCUAUCUACAAGCACUUCCUCUUGAAUCGGAGUGACUACGUCGUUACGGAUGAAGAGGCGGUUCAUACAUUUCAAACCAUGAUCGAUGGCGGUACGCGAUCUCCUCACAACAAUCUGCUCACAUUUCUAUUCCUGAUGAUGGAAUACCCCGAGUGGCAGAGAAAACUUCAGGCGGAAGUCGACCAAGUCGUUGGCAAAGAUAGAAUGCCGAGCUACGAGGACAUCCCUAACUUACCUACGGUCGAUCCUCACGGAUGA
Scedosporium apiospermum is the source of this 834-nucleotide messenger RNA. RefSeq lists its product as uncharacterized. The coding region runs from base 1 to 834 and encodes 277 amino acids. The record is from RefSeq and is a predicted model, not a curated record. NCBI's taxonomy places the organism in Eukaryota, Fungi, Ascomycota, Sordariomycetes, Microascales, Microascaceae. Gene Ontology annotation, molecular function: monooxygenase activity; iron ion binding; oxidoreductase activity, acting on paired donors, with incorporation or reduction of molecular oxygen. The transcript is spliced from 3 exons.